Molecule: messenger RNA, 1028 nt
Organism: Striga asiatica
Lineage: Eukaryota; Viridiplantae; Streptophyta; Magnoliopsida; Lamiales; Orobanchaceae
Source: the annotation of a GenBank genome assembly
CCAGGUAAAAUGGUGGAAAAAUAUGAAAAUGUAAAAUGGAGGAGAAAGAGGAAGAUAGAGUGGUGAACGGGACUGCAGUAGAAGGCUACUGGUGGUGGGCAGCCGCCAGCUCCGCGCAAUUAGGUUGGGGCAUCUUGGCAAUCAAAAGGGGCUACGCCGGCGAUUCGACCCUCAUGCCCUUCAAGGCCUUCGCCGUCGCUUCCAUCUUCGUCGGCGCCGCUGCCUCCGCCGCCGCGGCAUCCCUUCUUUAUGCCGGCGUCCACUCCGUGGAAGAUAUGAAGACUUUAGGGGCAAAUAUAAGGACUGGACUAGGAGUACGUCCUAGGCCACGUCACGAUUAGUUAAUCCACUCUACAUUUUCGGGUUCUCAAAGUUAAAUGAAGGAAGGUUGCUUCUACCUUUUGUGUUUUGGAGACAUUUCCAUAGAUAAAAGUGUAAGAAUUAUGAGGGGCAACAUACUUUGUGUCUUUCAACAUUUCCUGUGGUAAAAUGUUGCCCAAGUUUCAUGUACGAAUUUUCAAAACUGAUGGCAUUGUUUGUUAACAUCCAAAAAUAUUUUUUUGUGUCCUCCACAAGGAAGUUUAUUGUUCAAACAAAGGUACUGAUGAGGAAGAAGUAAAGAAAAACACUCAAAACAAAGUUUAAACUCGAUAUUCCAAGAAGUAUUAUCCAUGCCCGCAUGCUGGAACAUAAGAUUCGAGCAUCAGCUGAGACGGUGAAGAAGAAGUGACAUCAACAAGUAAAUAUAUAUAUAUUUCCAUUGCUUGUCGACUCUGUCUUUGAACAUCAGAUUUUCGCCGAGCCGUGUAAAGUGGGAAUUCACCCAAAAAAAAAAAAUAAAAAAAAUCCGGCUUUAUUACUUCCCCAUACUUUUCAUUUGUUUUGAGACGUUGUACUUCCUGAAAUUCAGCUAUAAAAAAGAUAAGUGCAUGCUUUUAAGGUUUUUUCCAUUGGUUAUGUAUUGAACNAAAUAAAAAGAUGUUGGCAUUUUAGAAAGUAAAUCCCUCUUUAUUUGUUCUCUAAGACUA